AUGUGGUUUAGUGCAUAUACAUUCAGAUAUCUCUGGAAUUGCUCAGCCACCUGGAGACGAUUAGGCCGUGCAAGACCAUCUUCCCAUGCGCGAAUCUGCACUGUACUUGUCAUGGUGAAUAUCGGACUACCGACGUCACCUGAUCAUCCAAACCGAGGGUGGCAGCUAUGGAUCGUCGGAACGGUGAUGCUCAUCGCCGCCGCGAUUUUCGUGGGAAUACGGUUAGCUGCGAGAUAUUUCCGGAGCGGUAUCCAGGUGGAUGAUUGGGCUGUCCUGGCUUCGCUGGCCCUAUUCGCGACCCAAGUUCUCUACAAGGUUGUUAUUUGCCUCACUAAAGUUUCGAUACUACUACUCUACCUGCGUGUCUUCAGUGUCGCCCGAUAUUUCUCUUGGUGCUGCAUUGGCAUGCUUGUGUUUACAGUGGUCUCGUCAGUCGCAUAUCUCGGGCCGACAAUCUGGCAAUGCAGACCAGUCGCUUCGUUCUGGGAUCGAUCCAUCAUGCCGCAUGUAUGUCUAAAUAACCAUGUCUCGUGGCUAUCGUACGCCUUAAUCAACAUCAUCACCGACUUCAUUAUCCUGUUCCUGCCAGUACAACAAGUGCUUAUCCUUCAACUAAAGCCGCGCGAUAAAAUCGCCGUUAUCAUGAUUUUUCUGCUGGGUGGAUUCGUCUGCAUCACCAGCAUUGUCCGAACCAAGUCCCUUGCCGCAUCAGCAAAUCUCGACGAUGUUACCUGGAACACCAUCUCCGUCUCAAUCUGGAGCGCCAUCGAAAUCAACACCGGCAUCAUCUGCGCCUGCCUCCCCAUGAUCCGUCAACCCCUCGCCCUCCUUUUCCCAAGACUCUUCUCCCAUUCCGACCCCUCAAACUCACACCGUAACCCACUAUCCUACGCCGCUGCGUCCCGGCACAAAUCGCGCGGCGACCGCUCACUUCCCACGGUCGACCCAAGUCUAGGCUGGACACGAGGCCGGGACGACCACGUAUUUCUAACAUCUGUGAAACCUGGCGGACGGGAUACGUACAUGCGUCGGUCCGAGAGCGAAGAACAUAUGAUCGACAACGGAGACGGAAUGCACGGUAUUAAUGGGAGCGGGAAUGGUAUUGUCAAGACGAUGGAUGUAUCCAUUUCGGAGUCUUCAAGGGGCUUUUAUGACUCUUCUCCGUCGUCCCAUGGAAGUAGAUUUCCUCCACAGUAA
Uncinocarpus reesii 1704 is the source of this 1197-nucleotide messenger RNA. RefSeq lists its product as uncharacterized. The coding region runs from base 1 to 1197 and encodes 398 amino acids. Lineage: Eukaryota; Fungi; Ascomycota; Eurotiomycetes; Onygenales; Onygenaceae. The record is from RefSeq and is a predicted model, not a curated record. The transcript has 4 exons.